GAAUGACCUCCAGUAUCAGCGGAGAUGGAUACCGUCUGUUUGCAGGCCCCCUCUGUAUCUAAAUUGCGCAGGGCACCUGCCUAACUAUUUAACAAAUUUUACAGAUUAGCUUGUGUGUAUUUUUUUUAUUUCAAUUGGCAUAAGAAUAUACAACACUGUUGGAUCCUGAGCCAAGAUUCCAAAGAUAUACACGCAACUGCUGGAUCAGAAGGUAAUGAGGAUUUUAUAGAGAGGAGCACUUCUGAAAAUUUAUGAAAUGGAUUAUGCUAUUACAGUUAAAACAGGCGAUCGUUUCUUAUCCGGUACCGAUUCCACAGUAUAUAUUGUCCUCCAUGGGAACAACGAGCGGGCAACGAAACCUGCCAAUUUAGACAACAUUUUCCGAAAUGAUUUUGAACAAGGAGCGACUGACGAGUUCUGCAUCAGUAACGAUGAUAUCGGCGAUAUUGAGUGGGUGGAGUUGUGGAAGGACGGAUUUGGGGUGGCGGCGGACUGGUUUGUGGAGCGGAUCACGGUUAACCAAGGAACAAAGACGUUUCAUUUCCCGAUUAUGAAGUGGAUCAAAUCAGGUGUUCACUAUCGGAUUCAGCAUUUAGACACAUGUCUUCCCAUGAAUGACAGAUUCCCCGACCAGCGAAAUCAGUUUUUGGAGGAAAAAAGGAGCGUAUACGAAUUUUCCGUCAAGGGUCCGGGCCUCCCCGCCCAGGUGAAAGCUAUCCCAGAUGAUGAACAGUUUUCAUUUGACUACAAAUGGAACAUUGCAAAGAGGAAACUGAAGAUGAUAGCGGACUCCAAGCUCCAGUUACUGACCCAGGGAGGAAAAUGGGAGGGGAUCCAACAUCUGACCAAGGUCUUCACUAACGCCUUCGGCGAGCCGCUGGGGUGCAAACGAUGGAGUAACGACAUAUUCUUUGGCUGGCAGAGAAUAAACAGCAUGAACCACUCUUUAAUAAAACUUUGUACAGAAAUCCCAAAAAAGUUAGGGGUGACGGACAUAAUGCUGCAGCCCUUCCUGGAGGGAUGGCCCCUUCAUCAGGUGAUGGAGGCCAAACGGCUGUUUAUAGUGGACCUAGAAAUAUUACAGGAUCUCCCCUGUAAAAACCCAGAUUUCAUAUGCCCGGUACCCAUUGCCUUAUUUUUUGUGAAUGGUGAUGGACGACUUGUUCCCAUAGCCAUCCAGUUGUUCCAACAGAAAGCCAAUGACAACCCUGUUUUCCUUCCAACAGACCCUCCCUACACCUGGAUGAUGGCGAAAAUGUGGUAUAACCUGGGGGACGCCAGUUAUCACCAGUCCCUAACUCACCUAGGCUACACACAUCUGAUUAUGGAAGGAGUUUGUGUCGCAUUUCAUCGUAAUCUUUCUCAAUCUCAUCCACUCUUCAAACUUCUAGCGCCCCAUUUCUUGUACCUCAUAGCCAUUAACACGCGGGGCCUAGAGCUCCUGGUGGCUCCGAACGGGUGGGUGGAUAAAACCAUGAACAUUGGCAUCAAAGGAAUGUUCGACUUGAUUGCUAGAGGGUUAAAAGAAUGGCGCAUGGAUAUUCAUGGUACACUUCCGGAAGAUCUGAAAAGAAGAGGGGUCUACUGUCUCAAUGGGAAAAUUCUACCCGGUUACUACUUCCGAGAUGACGCGUUACUCCUGUAUGACGCCAUCAAAAAAUACGUCACUAAAUACGUUAAUCUUUACUACGAUUCUCCAGAAACAAUUGAGAAAGACUGGGAAAUACAGAACUUUGGCCGUGAACUGACUCUUUCGCGCGAAGAAGGAGGAUGUGGUUUACUUGGUGUUCCAUUCGAUGGUAAAUUUAACAAGCCUGAACAGUUAAUAAUGGUGUUCACAUGCAUCAUCUACACAUGCAGUGUUGCGCAUGCGUCUACAAAUUUCCCGCAAUACGACGAGUAUGCAUUCCCCCCAAAUUAUCCAGCUUCUAUGAACGGAGUACCGCCCAAAGACAAGAGUCCGUUAACGGAAGAGGAUAUUUUGAUGACACUUCCGGACAAAAAGACGACACUGGACGUCAUGACGGUAACCAAGAUUCUCAGCGAUCGCGGUACAAAGAGUCUGGGCGACUUUGAAGUACAAUACAUAUUUGAUCCAGAUGCAAAACAAAUAGUCCAAGAGUUCAGAGCUGAAUUGAAAGAAAUAAGCAUGAAAAUCAAAAGGAGCAACGAACACAGAAAUCCGAAAUACGAAUGGCUUGAUCCUGAAGUGGUUCCGAAUUCUAUCAGCAUCUAGAAGUAAAAGGGCCUUGGGUACAUACUAGAUAGUGCAAUAUGAAUACCAGAUGUAUAUAACGGAAGUACCACAUUCAGAGCAAUUUAACAUUUUAUUUAACAUUUUAUAAAAUUUGUGUAUUUACAUUUUUUAGUAUUUGUCAUAUACGUGUACAUAAAUGUACAACUAUUUGUGACUAGAUAAUUUUGUUAUCUUUAUUAUGGAUUAAUAAAUGAUUUUUUUCUACACUAUUAGCUUAAUGGUCAUGCAACUGUUGUUUCUUUUUCUAAAAAUUCUGAAGUAUACGCAGAUGUGCAAAUAAAGGGAAUCGAAUUA
This is a messenger RNA of Saccostrea cuccullata (small rock oyster), 2551 nucleotides long. RefSeq names its product allene oxide synthase-lipoxygenase protein-like. The coding region runs from base 257 to 2236 and encodes 659 amino acids. The transcript is spliced from 15 exons. Gene Ontology annotation, molecular function: protein binding; oxidoreductase activity, acting on single donors with incorporation of molecular oxygen, incorporation of two atoms of oxygen; metal ion binding. Gene Ontology annotation, biological process: lipid oxidation. NCBI's taxonomy places the organism in Eukaryota, Metazoa, Mollusca, Bivalvia, Ostreida, Ostreidae. The record is from RefSeq and is a predicted model, not a curated record.